UGAAAUCCACCAAAAAUCAUUUCUAAAUACUGAUGAGUUAUUUUCGAGUGGCUAGAUGCACUGAAUUUUAGUCCCGUCUACACAUGGUUAUUUUUCUGAGUUUAAAUAAUACUCCUAGCUAGUACUAUUCAUGACAAUGAUGAGAAAUUAAGGGCAUAAAAUGCAAUUCAAACAAAAUGGUAGUAACAUGAUGAGAUUCAAUUGGGAUGAUUUAAUUUGGCUUUUAUAAAAUUGAUGAUAAUUCUAUUUGGCAAACCCUAUACCCAUACAGCCACACUCCUAUAUUUCAUCUUUUACUGUUUAACCGUAAAUUUUUAGGCCUUCAGAGAGAAAAUGGGAGCGGACAAGGGGAAGAAGCCAAAACUGGGAGGUGCCGACGAUGAGAACAAUGGAAUCGAGCAGAUUGACUCCGGAGCUCGUUCUCUCAAUCGAAAAGCUUCAGGAAUUUCAGGACGAGCUUGAAAAGAGGCUGGUGACUCAGUUGUUCCGACUUUGGCUUGUUACUUGCUUUUGAGGCGUGGUUAUUAAACGUGCAAGGUGCAUUAAGGUCUUCGGAGCCUGGAGCAAGGUGAUCAGGUCAAUGAAGAAGCAAGUGAAAAGGUCUUGGAACUUGAACAGAAGUACAACGAAAUACGGAAGCUUGUCUAUGAUAUAGCGAAAUGAAAUCAUUAAAUCCAUUCCUAAUUUCUGGUUGACUGCUUUUAUGAGUCAUCCUGCACUUAGUGAACUUUUGACUGAUGAGGACCAAAAGAUAUUCAAGUAUUUGAGUAAGCUUGAAGUUGAGGAUUGCAAAGAUGUGAAAUCUGGUUACUCCAUUACAUUUCACUUCGAGUCCAAUCCUUACUCUGAAGAUGCUAUGCUCACAAAGACCUUUACGUUCUUUGAGGAAGGAACAACCGAAAUCUCAGCAAAAGCAAUAACAUGGAAAGAAGGCAUGGGCAUUCCUAUUGGUGUUGCUGCUGAAGAGAAGAAAGGAAACAAGCGGCCUAAAGCUGAGGAGAGCUUCUUUUCCUGGUUCAACAACAUCCAGCAUAGUAGUAAUUUGGAAGAGAUACAUGAUGAGCAGGUUGCUGAAAUUAUCAAGGAUGAUCUAUGGCCCAAUCCCCUUACAUAUUUUAACAACGAGGCUGCUGAUGAAGAGGGAUCUGAAAUGGAUGAUGAUGAGGACAAGGAAAGUGAUGGCUCUGAAGAUGAUGAUGACCAAGAUGAUGACGAAAAUGAAGGUUAAAAAAGAUAGGCUACUAAGGCGUCUCCAGAAAGUUCAGUUUACUGGUUUUCAUUAACUAUCGAGUGUCGGUAAAUUCGUUUAUAGGUUUCUGCAAGAGAGGUUUUGAACCUAAUUGUCUCUGCUUGAAGUCGUGUGUCGGGUAUUCACACUUCUAACUCGUGCUAUCUACUGAUAUAACCCGUCUCCAUGCCAUGCGUUCAUCCUCUUAUCUAGUGAUGAGAUGGAUUAUAUUUUUCUCCCAAGAUAUCCAAUUUUUUAGGGUUUUUUUGUGUCAAUAGUUAAAAGCUCUGUUAUAUGUGUGAUAUCUGCAAAUAUUUUAUCCGAGGUACCACACCUUGAGCCAACAUAUCAUCAAAAGUUCCCUCCCCUUCCCCACACUAGGCUGCAGGCCGACAGCCCUGCUAUGUAAGACAUCUCACCCCUGGGCGAUAUGUUAAAGCAAGAUUGAGCUGACCACACUUGGCAUACAUGUCAGUCAAAGCAUUGGAGACAGCUCAAACACUGGCCCGAAACGGACAUAUCUAGUGUGCAAUUCGUACAAUCUAGAGCGCCUUCUCCCACAAGCAGGGAGCAAUUGUUCAGAGUUAUGGAAUUAGGAACUUCACCAUGAGCUUGCAUCUCUUUAAAGCAUCCAUUGCAAGCCCAUUCCAAGUCAAGUUCCCAAUCAUCGUGUUCCAUGGCACAAUGCUCCAAUCAUCCGUUACAACCCAAGCCCUUUUGGAAUGAGGUUUUUCUUGGAAUUCAAAGCUGCCAAAUAUAAUGGAAGGUGACUGGUUGUAUACCCUUAAGCCCCAGCCCUUAUGUCUGCCUAUGAUUAAUUAAAAAUACUGAGAAUCUAUUAAGGGUCUGUUUGUUAAGGUAGAUAACCCUUGUAUUGUUAUCUUGGAGUUAUCGAACAUAAAAUGACGUGAGAUUUGUUAUAUCUUUUUAUAUCA
Molecule: messenger RNA, 2163 nt
Organism: Salvia splendens (bonfire salvia)
Lineage: Eukaryota; Viridiplantae; Streptophyta; Magnoliopsida; Lamiales; Lamiaceae
Product: NAP1-related protein 1
Exons: 11
Coding region: 704-1228 (174 amino acids)
Biological process (GO): nucleosome assembly
Cellular component (GO): nucleus
Source: RefSeq, a predicted model, not a curated record